GUGAACGGUCUUUGGGAGCCGGAAAGAGGCAGCUGCGGCGGGCUCGGGGGCGCUGGCAGGCCUUUGGCCGCCUCUUCGUGCUCCUGGCUGCGCCUCGCCCGUGUCUGCCCUCAGAAGGGAAGAUAGCGAGUAAAAGCCUGUAUCUGCACCCUGUAAAGCCACAGCCAUGGAUAUCUUUGGAGAUCUACGGCGAAUGAACAAGCGCCAGCUCUAUUACCAAGUCUUAAAUUUUGCCAUGAUUGUAUCUUCUGCCCUGAUGAUAUGGAAAGGCCUUAUCGUUAUCACUGGGAGUGAGAGUCCCAUUGUAGUAGUGCUCAGUGGCAGUAUGGAACCAGCUUUCCAUCGAGGAGACCUCUUGUUCUUAACUAACUUCCGUGAUGACCCCAUCAGGGCUGGAGAAAUUGUGGUCUUCAAAGUCGAAGGCAGAGAUAUUCCAAUCGUACACAGAGUAAUCAAGGUUCACGAAAAGGAAAAUGGGAACAUCAAAUUUCUGACGAAGGGCGAUAAUAAUGAAGUCGAUGAUAGAGGCUUGUACAAAGAAGGCCAGAACUGGCUAGAAAAGAAGGAUGUUGUUGGUAGAGCACGAGGGUUUUUGCCUUAUGUUGGAAUGGUGACCAUAAUCAUGAAUGACUAUCCAAAAUUCAAAUACGCUCUCCUGGCUGUAAUGGGCGCAUAUGUACUACUGAAACGGGAAUCAUAAAUGAACAUGAGGUUGCCUUGCACGAGUCUUGAGCAUAGAUGUAUGAAGAAAUACUAAUAUAUUUGAAAUGCCCCCAUGCCUGUACAUAAUCUGUGAUGUGCAAACAAUAUUGUAUUGUCUUGACAAAUUUUACUGUUCAUGUCGCAGUUCUAAAGAUCUUGUGGAUGAGCCCAACUGUUUCUUUUGGGACAAGCUUGUAAGUGUUCUUAAGACUGCAGCCUCUUUGCAUUGUAGCAAUUUUCACUGGUGUGUGUUAACAGAAGUGAGUUUCCCAGUCUUCACAGUGGCUAUUAACCAAGGACAAUGAUAAAUCCUGGAAGGGAAGUGGGUGGGAAUGACAGUGCUAGCUUCAUACUAUGUGUGUCUGGAGGGGGCAGGGUGAUUAAAAGUCCCAAAAGUAGAAUAUCAAAUGGGUAAAACAUGAUUGUUUUGAAAGUGUUUUGACAACAUCAUUGAGCCUGUAGUGUAAACGAAAGGUCCUCUUAAUUUAUUUCUUCACAAAGGAAUCUUUGCACAGUUCCCACCGCUGCGUUGCCACGGGGUCCAAGCAGUCCUGGUGCAUUUGUCAAACCACAUGCAGCCUGUUCUUGCAGCACAAAUUCACCAACGAUUCCAAGGGCCUAUUACCGUGCUUCUAAUAAAGCUUUUCUCCCCCCUCCCCCCAAAAAAAGAAAAAGAAUGAGUUAUUUAGUCAUGGUGAACCUUUCCACAAAUGUGGCAUUAUUGAGUCAGGCUUGCCUGAGAAAGCAGCGGUAUGAAGUACUUGGCAUGUAUGCACGCCAUGCUGUGCUAGAGCUCACUUAUGUUUUAGCCUACUUGGAAGCUGGCCGGGCUAGGCUGUGUGAGUUCUUGCAUCCCGGGGCAGCUUGAUCAUCUGCACCAUCUUCCCAAGAUUUUUGUUUUUUUAAGAUGCACAAUUUUCAGAAUUUCACAUAUAAUCAGCAGGAAUCAUUCCCAUGUCUAUACAUCAAGGAAAAUACCUUCAGUGAAUUAGUGAUGCGUGAGUCUAACUUCUUGCCAAGUCUGAUGCAUGAGAUCCAAGGUUUUUAAUUUUUUUCUUUUUGGAGAUUGUCCUGGUUCAUCGAAGCCUCCUGGGGAGUGGAUCAUGCUUCCAGGGCUAAAGCUGGGGUAGAAUGAGUGUAGCUGCGUAUUAGUCAAUCCAAAAUGGGUUAUUGAGAGUCCCUUGUGCAUUCUGGGCACAGAUGGUUGAUUUACAUUUGGGCUUGUUUAUACAUCUUCCCAAAUUACUCCUCCUUUCUUGAUAGUAAAUGAGGGGAAGUCUGGUUUUGGAGUCAAAUAUAUCCCAAGUAAGCCAUGAAAAUAAAAUACCUAGGGCUGGAAUUAAUUGGGACAGCAUUGCAAACAACAAAUUAAACCUUUAUUGAGAGCUCUUUUUCAUGAGUUAACCAAUAUAGUUGCAAAUCUAAUGUUCAGAGUGUGCGUAUCCAACACCUGUAAGAACAGUAUUUGGAGCCUAAUUGACCCCAUGUUUUCCAAACAUACUGUGCUCUUGAUAUGUACAUAUUGUUAGAGUCACAUAGAUAUAGCAUGCAGAAAUCACAUCUUGUGACUUUUAUGGAACAAACAACCAUAGCAUAUGGUUCUCAGACAGCCUGUGCCCGGUUGCCACUUUUCCCAAUUGCAUAAAUGGGCCAGACAAAACAGUUCCAGAAAGAACAUCUUUCUGUCAUAGCUUCAAGCUCGGAUAUGACAUCUGCCCCUCCCUCUUUUCUGGUGUCAGCACUGACAUGACUUAUGGCAAUGAGACCUCCACCCUGUCUCUCAGCCAAGCCUGGUAUGUUUCUAGGCACAUCCCAGAAUUUGAUCAAGCCCAAGGUUACUAGGAAAGUACAUCCUUUAGGACGUUCAUUGUGGAUAGUUCAGGUGUCAAGCACUUAACCUGGCCAUUGUCCACCAUUUGGCAGUGUGUAUGGAGGCCUGUCCAGCCACAUGUCUGUAAGCAUCUCUAGUCAUAAUAAUCUCAGGCUUGGAUUAAUCAACUCGGAUUGCUGCAUCUUCUCUUCUUUGGCAUGCUAUUUGGAAGGAUCAACAACUGACCAUAAGGUGCAAGGAGGACUGCCCCAAAAAGCCAUUGUAGAAGUUAGUAGAUCUGCAAAAGUGUAGUACAAGGAGCUUCCCUGGGGUAGGGAGGGUUAUGGGAUCCUGAAAACACAAACCAGUUUAAAUGCUGUAGCUUGUCCCAAAUGUUACUGGGAAGAUAGAAUUUUGUAGUGCUAUUCAACAUACUCUGCUAAAUCAAUUUGUGUUCAGAGCACUCCUGUCUCUUGAAACCCAUUUUUUGGCUUUUCACAAUCCCUUUGUGGCCUUAGAGAAGUCACUUAAUGUGAAUAUAUCUGUAUGUAUUUUUAAUUUUUCAGAACGGUUUGCCUUGUUUGCAUCAUCACAGUUAUAAAUGUGUCCAUUCCAUUAAUUUCUUGUUUUGUUUUUAAAAGUCAACUGCUGCAAGGUUUGCUAGAUCUCUCUGAAAAGAUCUGCAGAAAAUGUGAAACGAAUGAAGUUCAGUCCAGUCCUGGAAUAUAUUCGCAAAUGUGAUGGCCCAGAAAGAUCUCUUUCCUUGUUUUAUCAUGCUAUGCAAUAAUAUCAUUAAAAGAUUGAUGUCUUUUAAUACUUA
Messenger RNA from Varanus komodoensis (Komodo dragon), 3332 nucleotides. RefSeq names its product SEC11 homolog C, signal peptidase complex subunit (gene SEC11C). Gene Ontology annotation, molecular function: serine-type endopeptidase activity. The transcript has 7 exons. The record is from RefSeq and is a predicted model, not a curated record. Gene Ontology annotation, cellular component: membrane; signal peptidase complex. Bases 167 to 700 code for a protein of 177 amino acids. NCBI's taxonomy places the organism in Eukaryota, Metazoa, Chordata, Lepidosauria, Squamata, Varanidae.